Onthophagus taurus is the source of this 8556-nucleotide messenger RNA. RefSeq names its product IGF-II mRNA-binding protein (gene Imp). Gene Ontology annotation, molecular function: RNA binding. The record is from RefSeq and is a predicted model, not a curated record. NCBI's taxonomy places the organism in Eukaryota, Metazoa, Arthropoda, Insecta, Coleoptera, Scarabaeidae.
CGGGCUAAAUAUCAACGAGGAGAAAUCAAAAUUUAUGAUAAAUCUUGUUCUCAGCGCCUAAUAUCAAUAUUGAGGAUAAUGAGAUUGAGAGGAUUGACAGCUAUGUAUAUCUUGGUUAUGAGGUUCAUGUAUCAAGAGAUAAUCAAACAAGCGAACCACACUUGUAUGGGCAGCCUACGGGAAACUUAGAGACAUCUUCAAGAGAAAAGGCUGAGAAAGGUUUUCAAUCAAUGCGUGUUUCCGGUUAUGACUCCACUACCAGGAGGGUCCAAGUAACGCAAAGAUAGAUGGGGAGGUCGAUCCUGGGUCUAACUCUGAGGGACUACAUACGAAAUGAAGACCUAUGAAGAAAACCUGACGUAAAUGAUGUGGUCAACAUUUUGGCAAAACUUAAGUGGAAUUGGGCGGGUCAUGUCGCGCGAGUGAAGAAUGAGCAGUGGACAAAACGGUUGCUUGAGUGGAGACCGCGACGGAACAGACGAAGUAGACGUCAAUAGAAUGACCAACAAUCGGAUUCAGACAGCACAGAAUAGAAUCGAAUGGAACAGAAUAGGGGAGGUCCAACAAUGGACGCAAAGGGCUGCUUGGUGAUAAUAAUCAUAAUAACUUGAUUUAAUCUAAAUUACGACGGAUUCGUCUAAUGAUAAUGAUUCGUCUUAGAUUGUUGACAAUUCUUCGUCUACAACGUCCUCAUCAUCUUUCUCUUCAUUUUUUUUUUGAAUUUGAUAUAUUUUUACUGGUAUCACUUUUAUACCCACUGUUUGGGUAUUUACCUAGCGCUCAUCACUGGUCGAUAGGGAAGUUGCUGGCAGCAUUGUGGGCUAAAAAUUGUAGAUGGAAAUGAAUUGGAGGAAUUUCGGAUUGUAUACACUUAAAGAGUGGGGUUUGCGGGUGUCGGAUAUGCAUAAUACAUCUAAUAGCUAACCUGGUUCCUCUAGACGCGUCAGAUAGGAUUCUAUGCACCACUAUAUUCGAUUUUCGAUUUUUUCAUCUUCACCUUAAUGGCAUGAUCAGAAAACUUUAACAUUCUGUCAAUCGCAAUCCCAGGUAGUUGCUUUGGUAAAUACUGAAAUAUGGCAGUGGAUGACGUUGGGAGAAGGAGCAUAGAUGGGAAGACAUGGAACGAAGAAUUGGAUUUACUUGAAUUCGUUAUUUCUGCAGCUAGUUCUCUGUAGAUUGAAUCAACACCUGCAACUUGUGAACUAUUGAUCCGACGUUUGGAUCGUAUGUUACCAAAGUGGUGUCGUUAUCGUAGAGUAAGGCAUACGAGUUCAAAUCAAAAGUAUUUAGGUUGUUAUUGUAAAUAUCGCUGCAAAACACGUUAUAGAUUGCCGGGAAGACACUUGGGGACCAAAAAUUGAUUUUGUUGAAGAAUAUAAUUUGUAAGCAACCACGAUGAAUACUUUUAAAAGUUAUCGUAUUUCUUGACGUUGCAACAUUUACAUUGAGCAGAAUAGAUACAGAAAAUUGUCAGCGUUUGGAAUCAAAAUCCAAGUUGGAGAAAAGAAACACCUAGUAUCAGCAGAAGAUGAAUGUGUGGGUACGAAUAAUACAACAUUCUUAUCUUUCUGGUCCCAUACUUUUUUUUGAAGGAACUUAACUGGUGAUGAAUGCAUGGAUUUUUUACAAAACGAUCAUAUUCUCCUGUAAGAACAAGAUGGAGCGAGAGUCGUAUUCAAGCUUAAUUAAACGAAUUGUUUCGCAAUCGAUGAAUUGAAAGAAGAGGACUAAUUGCAGGGUAAUCGAGAUUAUCAGAUUUGAUUCCGUUGGAUUUCUAAAAAGUUAAAUUAAUAAAUGCUUAAGAUGGACUUUUUAAAAUCAGAUUGUAAGAUGAAAUUUAUCCAAUAAUUUCCGAUUUUUUUUUGCACAUAUCAGAAAAAGAAUAUUGUUCAUAUUCUGUAACAAUCGAGGUUGAAAUUUUCAAUUGAGGUCUUCAAUAUUUUCAUCAAAUAAAGAUUUAGCAAAAAUUUUGGACUGUUUCAGCAAUUUUUCUUGACAAUGUUUUUAUGGUGCAUUCAUAAUUUUUGCAAAAUAAAUUAUUUUGCCAUACUUAGUCAUUUGUUUCCUCUUUACUAGCUUUGUCAACAAUUUUAUCUCAUCAACAUAGUUUGAUUGUUAAUCACCAACGUUGUCCAAAUAAUUUUAAAAUUAUUUUUUGUCUUAGUUAUACAAAUAGAUUAUUUUGCCGAUUGAAUAUGAAUGACCAACCAAAAAAAGAAAUAACAUUAUCAUUCAAAGAGGUCGUCCCAAAGUGAAUCACGGCCAAGUUAUCACCUACUAUCUAAAACCAAAAAUAAGUAAUGGCUAUCAGUGACCUGUAUGUCUACAAAUUCGUCGGGCGUGUGUAAUAUUUCAAUUAGAGUCGCCCAAAAAUACCACCCAAAGUAAGAAUUUAGGUCUUGCGACAAAGUUUCAUGUACGAAAUUAAACUUUGAAUCAUUUCAACGUUCCUAAAUUAACGUAACCAUUCCACCUGUACUCGGAAAACAAAACCAAAAACGGAUUUGAAACAUAUUUUAAUAAGAUUUAAAAUCUCCUCUUUAAUAUCUCUAUCUCAUUUUUUUCUUACUCGCUCUUCGUGCAUAUUCACUUUCGUUCGGCGACGUUAGGCGUUGCGUAACGUGUGCAUCCGGUUUGGUUGCGAAUUGAAAGAACGAACUGAACGGUGCAACCAGGGGUGUAGAGCGCAAGAAUGCGCAGACGAGCAUUCUUUCCACGGCCAUAUAUGCAGAGGCUCUCGCGUCGCGGUGUUGCAGUCAGUGCGCGUCUUUUCGCCAGGUUUGUCCUCCUUUCAAAUCUUCUUCCUUCUUCGACAUCGUCAUCGUCGAAAAUGAGCGCGCCUCCGCAUCAUCACUAUACUUCCGGAAGGACGAUGCACCCCAGAAGGUCAUACGAUGUUUCAUUUACAACACAUCGAUCUACGUCUAAAGUCAUCAUUUCGAAUUUAGCACCAAUGGUUCGGUUCGAAGAUAUCCAACACCUGCUUCAACCCCAUGGGAAGGUAAUCUCUUGUGAUAAACUUACCUCCAAAGAUCCCAACACGCAAACGGUGCAGAUUACCUUUGAAACAGCAGAUCAGGCACAAUUGGUGGUGAAUCACAUAAAUGGAUACGAAUUGGAAGGAAGAUCAAUGAAAGUAGAACUCGCUGUUGAAAAGAAAGCAAGAAGAGCUCCACGAGGUCCGGGAGCACCAUUUGGAGGACUGCCAGGACAAAGUCGUCAAACUGACUUCCCACUUCGAAUAUUAGUGCAAAGCGACAUGGUUGGUGCCAUAAUUGGUAGGCAAGGUUCCACGAUUAGACAAAUAACUCAACAAACUCGUGCUCGCGUCGACGUUCACCGGAAGGAUAAUGUCGGCUCACUGGAGAAAGCCAUCACCAUCUACGGUAACCCCGAAAAUUGCACGAACGCGUGUCGGCGUAUUCUGGAGGUGAUGCAGCAGGAGGCCAAUAACACGAACAAAGGCGAAAUCUCGCUCAAAAUCCUUGCACACAACAAUCUUAUUGGACGAAUCAUCGGAAAAGGCGGUAACACCAUCAAACGAAUCAUGCAGGAGACGGAAACUAAAAUCACCGUUUCCAGUAUUAAUGAUAUUAAUUCGUUCAAUUUGGAACGUAUUAUAACCGUUAAGGGUAGCAUAGAAAAUAUGAGCAAAGCGGAAGCUCAAAUUAGCGCGAAAUUGAGGCAAAGUUACGAAAAUGAUCUUCAAGCAAUGGCUCCACAAUCGAUGAUGUUCCCCGGAUUACAUCCGAUGGCGAUGAUGGCAACAGCAGGUAUAGGCUAUGGUUCAAGGGGUUUGUACACAGGCCAAGCACCAUACCCGGGAAUGUAUCCUGCUGGAGGGGCGCAAGCCGGCGGAGGGGACAGCCAGGAGACGACGUACCUAUAUAUACCGAAUAACGCCGUGGGGGCCAUCAUCGGUACGAAGGGUUCGCACAUUAGGAACAUCAUACGCUUCUCAGGUGCCACAGUCAAAAUCGCUCCCCUCGACGAGACCAAACCGCAGGAUACACAAACCGAGCGGCGAGUCACCAUCGUUGGAUCGCCCGAAGCUCAAUGGAAGGCUCAGUAUUUAAUUUUCGAAAAAAUGCGAGAAGAAGGUUUCGUAGCUGGAGCUGAUGAUGUUAGAUUAACAGUUGAGAUUAUGGUGCCUAGCUCGCAAGUUGGAAGAAUAAUCGGAAAAGGUGGUCAAAAUGUUCGCGAACUACAACGAGUUACCGGUAGCGUUAUUAAACUGCCAGAACAAGGUGCUAGCCAACAAGAAGAUGAAACAACUGUACAUAUCAUCGGACCCUUCUUCAGUGUUCAGAGUGCGCAAAGACGUAUUCGUGCUAUGGUACUACAAUCGGUUGUGCCACCACAAGGAAGACCAAGGUCGCAGCGUGCACCAAAAGAGUCCGGACAACAAUCGGACAUGCCGUUGGAACAACAACAUCAGCAACAACAACAACAACAGCAACAGCAACCGUAAGAAAGUAUCGCGAGCGAUCAAAAUAUAAGUCCCACUGCCCAACCAAAAAAAACGAGAAGCACGGGUUUAUGUGUACCCUAUUAUUAUAAAAAACAACCACUAUUGCUAUUAGUAUCAACAUUGUAAAUAACAUCUCGAGGCCUUCCACUACGCCGCAAUAGGUACUGAAUCCUUUGAUGAGUAAGGAGCGCGAGUAAAAGAGACCGAGAGAAAAAAGAACAAAUUUUUCGGGUCUUUCCCCGCGUGUCGUGCCCAGCGAAUUAUUAAAAAAAAAACAUGGAGUGGCAUGCGAGAUGAUUUAUUAUUAUUUUUUUUAUUCGUUAGUGUUGUUACGGUUUAUGAUUUUCGUUCUUUUACCGUUUCUGUCUUUUUUUCUAUUAUUAAUAUUAUUAUCGCUGUUUCUUUUUAUUGAUGGUUGAAGAUGAUUUUUUUUCAUUGAGUACGGGAUUCGUUACGCUAUAUAAGACAUUUUUUACGCUCGAGUGUUCCCGCCUCCCCUGGAAAUAAUAUGGUAUACUAUAAACUGCGUGCCCCCAUAUACAACUACUAAAUAUGAUUACAAUCUACCUCAAGAAAUCAAAAUAUACUAGACGAUUCUUAUUAGCCAAUAGUAAAUUUCCGUUACUGAACCACAAUAGCCUAAAUACAUUAAUACAUACUACAUAAAUACAUUUUUAUAUUUAUAUACACAUAAACGCAAGAGAGAAAGAGAGCUACGCAGAACAUAUAAUAUACAAAAAAAACUACAAUUAUGUAUUCGUAUUACGAUAAAUAUAUAUUACAUACAAGCGCACAGUUUAAAAAUGAACAAAGUUAUUUUUUUAUAAUUAUCGUAAUUGUAUAACAGUUUUACCAAAGAUACGCUGGAGAUCUUAUUUUUUUUGUAUUAUUACUAUUUGCUGAGUCAUGUUAGCUAUCUAUGUAUAUACACACACACGUAACUUGCAUCUUAGCUGCAAAAACUUAUAGCAUAAGCCGAAUUUGGGACUUUUAAAAACUUAAACAAAAACAUAAAAAAAAAUCGAUUAAUUACAACUAAUUUACACAAAAAAAGGAAGGUUACACAACUUUCGUUUCCGACAAAGAAAAAAGAACCGAUCGUGGCGACAUUUUUCAUCUUUUCAAUUUUCCAGUUGGAGUGAAAGUGUCUCGAGUAUUAAAACAUUUUAAUCGACGAUUUAUAGGGAAGAAACAGGAAGUGUGGCGAAAAACUUAGGUGUAGAUAUAUUGUACGGACAGCCGAGAUUGAAAAAAUGUGCGGGUGAAUGACAUUUUUUUAACUAUUAUAAUUAUAUUGUUAGGAGAUUGUUAAAAAAAUUGUUUCGAGUAUUUACUAAUUGUAGUAAAUGUUUUUGCGCGUACACUGCCCUUAGAAUUAUAUUAUUACGACGUCGAAACAAUUUCUAAUGGGGGUAUCUAAUACAAAAUUACCUUUUUUUUUUUGAAUUAAUAAUAAAUUAGACUUGGAUAAAAAUGAUAGAUACACCCUUUCGGAUUAGCCCCCUUUUAUAGCUUUUUUAGUUUAUCUUUUCCCGUCCUAAUUAGGUUCGUUUAAAAGUUUUAACGAUUAAUGUACGAGUUUUUGGGGGAUAAUCGGUUAAGAGAUUGUUGAAGCGUUGUUUCGGUGCGUGUGGCGGUGUACUAGCAAAUUUGUGUGAUACCAAAAUCGGACGAGGCUCGAAAGAAGCCUUUCCAAAAAGCGGCUCCGGUACCUUGUGUCAAGGUCGGCCGCAAGUUAAAAGUACAAAGUGAAUAUGAUUAUCGGGAGGUAUAAAUGAUGGGCCAGGUUGGCCGCUGAUGAAAUUAUUUUUGAUAAAAAUUGUUUGUUGGGGAGGAUUUUUUUUGUUAGAUUUAAAAACCUAAAAAAAAACUAUGAGAAAGCGGCCGCGCGUCGCUUUUUGAUAUGUGAAAAAAAUGGAUAUAUUAUUAUUAUAUAAUAUAAUUAAUAUUUAUUGUAAUGUAUAAAAGAGGAAUUAAAUUAUUUGUACAGAUUUAUAAGAAAAAAAUGAGAAAAAUUUUAAAAAUCUAAAGUGUGCCAAAGCGCAAGAUGGUUACCAACCUUAGGACUUAAGUGAUUUUUGAGGGUACAUGAAUUUAUUUUUUUUUGGCUACGAUGGUGUAAGCACUGAAGAACAGACAGGAUUCCCCCUUAAAAGAUGGGAUUACACGAUCAUCAAAGUCGUUCCAAAAUCGGAGCGUGUCCACAUUCAAAAUAAUAAUAAAUAAAAUGAUUCUAAAAAUCGAAUCAAAAACUUAACGUACAAACGACUUUAACGAAUACAGUACAAAAUACGGGGACUAGUUAGAGUUUGAGGUUUGUCAAAUGUAAUCCAUUUGUUUCACACUGCCACUUACAAUAACAUCGAGUGACAUUAAAAUUAACAAAAUCUAACACUUUUUUGUCAGUUAAAUAAUUUCCACACAGCCCCCCUCCAAAACAAAAAAAAAAACAAAAAAAGCAUGGCAAGAUUCCAUCCAAUUCGAUCAUCCUCCAAAUUAUUGCAAAGAAUAAAAAAAAAACGUUUUAACGAGAAGAAAAAUCUGUAUAGGUUGUAAGGAAAACACCUCCCCUCCCCCUAGCAUAUGAACAUUUCGUAUAAAAAAAAAAUUAAAUUUGAGCAAUCCCACAAAGCAUUGCCCACAAAAAAAGAAAUACAAUCGUAUUCCGAACGAGCAUUUAAAUAAAUCUUAAAAAAAAAAUAAAUAAAUCGGUCUCGAUAUAAAUACAUUUUCAAAAAAACACGUUGUGUACUACGGAGUCGCGUAACGUGUUUGGGUUAAAAAUGAAAUCUUUAGAAACGAACGUUACUCUCUACGCGAUUAAGAGAGAAUGCCGCUUCAAAAUAAAAUAAAAAAAAACUACCUUGAAUAGCUUGAAACUAUUGUAUGACGAGUUAAAUUAAAAUAAAAAAUGCUGUUAGCCUGUUAUAGAUGUUUUUCGAAAAAAAAAAAAAAUAAUAAGAAUAAUACAAGGUACUUACAUUAGUUAUCCGCUUCCAAUACAAUUUUAAUAAAAGCGAAACGAGAAAAUCAAAAGCAUCUCAAAAAAAAGGUUAAGGAAAAACAAGCUGUUAACUUCUAACAAUAAUAUGUCAUUUUUUAAAAAUGGGAAAAUGUAUAUAAUUAAAUACUGUUAAAAAAGUUAAAAAAAAACAGGUAUUUUUUACCUUGUAAGUUCAAUAAGUUCCUUCUAUCUAUUGGUAUUUUUUUAUGAAGUAAAUAAUUCAUAAUGUAUGAUUCAAUCCCGAAAAAUAGAAUAGAUAGAAAUACAAUUUUCAAGUUACACUUUUUUUUUACAUAACUUUAUAUUUUUUAUUAAUACAUAUUUACUUUUAUCGGAUUAGUUACUACUGUAUUAAAAUAAAGUUGUAUGUUCAAUAUAAAAAAAGCUCGAGAGUUUUAUUAAGUUGGUUUUUAUUACACAUUUAUAAUUAUGUUUAAUUAUAAUAUUGAGAUUUCAAAAUAAUUAAUAAAUACAGUGGUGGACAAAAGUUUACAUACAGUAUUGAAUUAAUUGUACAACGUAAUAAUAAGAUAAGAAAAAAUUAAUAUUAUAGUGUGAUUAGAGAUACUUAUGUACAAGAAACAACAAAACAAAUCGCUUAACAGCUAUAAAAAUUCAACUAAUAUACGGUAGUUUAUUUCGUUGGCCCUCCAUGAGCUUUUAUAACAACACGCAUGCGUCGUAGCAUUGAAGCAACUAAUUGUUCUGCUGUUAUUUCAGCUCAAGAUUCCAUUAACGCAUAUUUUAGUGUUCUUGCGUUCCAAAAGCUCCCAAGCAUGCUCGAUUGGAUUUAAAUCCAGACUCUAAGGAGGUGUAUUCAACUGCCUGGGUGCAUAAUAUAGUAGAUCCAACGAUCCUCGAGGAACAAGCUUACUUUUAUAUUUUAUCGAUCCAUAAUUUCAUCAAUUAAUGCCAGUUUUCCUCCACCAGAUGCUGCCAUCGCCACCCAAACCAUGACACUAACUCCGCCGUGCUUAACAGUUGGUACCAAAUUUUUCAACUCCAUCGCCGUGCUUCGUUUCUUCCAAAUUUCAACCCGAAAAUCAUUUCCAAAAAGGUUGUACUUCAACUCGUCAGUAAA